CCCCUCCAGGCUUCCUCCUCCCCACUAGCUUUCUCCACCGCCGCUCUCUUCGCCGCAGCGGCGCCGCGCGCAAACGCCCUCCGCCGCUAACCCUAGCGCUCCAUGGCCCCCGCGGACGGCGGGGGAGAGCAGCCGCACAAGGCGCACCGGCAGCACAAGUCCGGCGCGAAGGCGAGGAAGAAGAAGGGGAAGGGGAAGGGCGGCGGCGGCGACGAUGACGGUGGCGAGAGGAAGAACCCGAAGGCUUUUGCCUUUCAGUCAGCUGCAAAGGCCAAGCGUCUACAAGCACGAUCGGCUGAGAUUGAACAACGUCGUCUUCAUGUGCCAAUUAUGGAUCGCUCAAUUGGUGAACCACCACCUUUUGUUGUUGUAGUUCAAGGGCCUCCUCAGGUUGGGAAGUCGCUGCUGAUAAAAUGUCUAGUAAAGCACUACACGAAACAAAAUUUGUCUGAAGUCCGUGGUCCAAUCACUGUUGUGUCAGGUAAAAGCAGGCGCGUACAGUUCUUGGAGUGUCCAAAUGAUAUCAACGGAAUGAUUGAUGCUGCUAAAAUAGCUGAUCUUGCUCUGCUGCUUAUUGAUGGAAGCUAUGGAUUUGAAAUGGAUACAUUUGAGUUCCUAAAUAUUAUGCAAGUGCACGGAUUCCCCAAGGUGAUGGGAGUCCUUACACAUCUUGAUAAGUUUAAAGAUGUAAAAAAGCUUAGGAAAACCAAGCAGCGCCUGAAGCAUCGAUUUUGGGCUGAGAUAAAGGAGGGAGCAAAACUUUUCUACUUGUCUGGUCUCAUUCAUGGAAAGUACACGAAAAGAGAAGUCCAUAAUCUUGCAAGGUUCAUCUCUGUUAUCAAGCCUAUCCCACUGAGUUGGAGGAUGGCACAUCCUUAUCUGCUAGUCGAUAGAUUUGAAGAUGUAACUCCUCCAGAAAGUGUGCGCUUGAACAGAAAGUGUGACAGGAAAAUAACAUUGUAUGGCUACCUUCGUGGCUGUAACAUGAAAAGAGGGACAAAGGUACAUAUCACAGGGGCAGGUGAUUUUAGCUUGUCUGGGGUAACAAGUUUGGCAGAUCCUUGCCCAUUGCCAUCAGCUGCAAAGAAGAGAGGACUACGUGACAAGGAAAAGCUGUUCUACGCGCCAAUGUCUGGCCUUGGUGAUCUACUGUAUGACACAGAUGCAGUUUAUAUAAACAUCAAUCCUCAUCUUGUUCAGUUCUCAAAGACUGGUGAGAAUGAUGCAUCUAAAAAGCAAGGGAAAGGACAGGAUGUUGGUGUAACCCUAGUAAAAACACUUCAGAACCCCAGAUAUUCCCUUAAUGAAAAGUUGGAUCAGAGUUUUAUAAAUUUAUUUGGUAGAAAGCCUGCUGCUCAGUCCGAAGACAUCUCUGGCAACCAGAAUGAUCAGGGAGAUGCUAAUAUUUUGGAAGAAGCAGAUGGUAAUAACAUAUGCAACGCAAACACAUUGGAGAGCAAUGAUCAUUCUUAUUCUGAGUGCUCCAGCGAUAGUGAACAUGAUAAUGAUGAAGCAACUCAGCAAAAUGACCAUGAAGUUGGCUUGAGAGAAGAGGUGGAAUUUUGCAAUGGAAGGAUGAGGAGAAAAGCUGUAUCAGCUAAUUUUAAAGAUGAUGACGAUGAUGAGGGUGCGGAAGAAGAUGACGUUGACAGUGAAAAUUCUGGUGAUGACCAGUUAUCUGAAGGUUCCGCAGAUGACAGUGAAGAAUCACUUGAUUCAGAUGAUGAAACUGAGAACAAUUCAAAGUGGAAAGAGUCCUUGCUUGCUAGAACACUGUCCAGACGGAGUGCCAAUCUAAUGCAACUUGUAUAUGGCCAAGCUUCAAAGAAGCUGGAUGAAGGAAAUGACAGUAGUGCAGAAGAGAGUUCAGAUGAAGAAUUUUUUGUACCAAAAGGACAAAAGAAGCAAGCAAAGAAUGAAUCAACAAGCUUUGAUGAUAUGGAUGCUGAGGAUUACUCCAAGUUUUUUAAAACUGAGCUAAGAGAUUGGUCUGACGAAGAUCUCAUCAAGAGCAUUCGUGACCGUUUCGUGACUGGAAAUUGGUCAAAAGCAGCUCUAAGAGGACAGGAAAUAAAUGAAAACGAUGUGGAUGACGAAGAAGUCGAUGGAGAUUUUGAAGAUCUGGAGACUGGUGAGGUGCAUACAAGCAAGGCAUAUGAAAAUACUUCAGGAAAUGGAGGUACUCACAAGCAAGAUGACCUUGCUAUGGAAGAAAGAAGACUCAAGAAGCUCGCACUUAAGGCAAAAUUUGAUGCAGAAUAUGAUGGAUCUGAUCUCUCCGGUGAGGAAGUUGAUAAUGACACAAAGAAAUCGAAACGAGAAGAAACUAAUGGAGGGGGCUAUUUCGAUAAGUUAAAGGAGGAAAUUGAAAUUCGCAAGCAAAUGAAUAUUUCCGAACUCAAUGAUUUAGAUGAAGAUACCAGGGUAGAAAUUGAAGGGUUUAGGACUGGUUCUUACAUCAGAUUAGAGGUACAUGGUGUGCCGUUUGAGCUAGUUGAAUAUUUUGAUCCUUGCCAUCCCAUUCUCGUUGGAGGCAUUGGCCUUGGUGAGGAGAAUACUGGAUAUAUGCAGGCUAGCCUGAAACGACACAGGUGGCACAGGAAAGUACUGAAGACAAAAGACCCAAUUAUUGUCUCUAUUGGUUGGAGGCGUUUCCAAACAACUCCUGUAUAUGCAAUAGAGGAUCGAAAUGGUCGGCACCGCAUGCUCAAAUAUACACCUGAGCAUAUGCAUUGCUUUGCUAUGUUUUGGGGACCGCUUGCUCCACCAAAAAGUGGUGUACUGGCAGUCCAGCAUCUCUCCAACAGUCAGGUACCAUUUAGAAUUACUGCAACAGGCUUUGUUCAAGAAUUCAACAAUACUGCCCGAAUCAUGAAGAAAAUCAAGCUCACAGGUGUACCGUGCAAGAUAUUUAAGAAAACUGCCCUAGUCAAAGGCAUGUUCACAUCUGACUUAGAGGUUGCUAGGUUUGAGGGUGCAACUAUUCGGACAGUAAGUGGAAUCCGAGGGCAAGUUAAAAAGGCAGCAAAGAUUGAACCAGGAGAUAUGCCAAGGAGAAAAGGGGAAAGUAUAGACGGGAUUGCAAGGUGCACAUUUGAAGACAGAAUUCUUAUGAGUGACAUUGUCUUCAUGCGUGCAUGGGUCAAUGUUGAAGUUCCCACCUACUGUAACCUUGUGACAACUGCUCUUCAACCCCAAGAUGAGACUUGGCAAGGCAUGAGAACUACUGCUGAGCUGCGGAGGGCACAUAAUAUUCCUAUACCGCACAACACAGAUUCAGUUUAUAAGCCCAUUGAGCGGAAAGUGCGGAAGUUUAAUCCUAUAGAGAUCCCUGCAAAACUGCAGCAUCUACUUCCUUUUAAAUCUAAACCGAAGGAUACGCCCAAGCAUAGAAAAACACCAGUGGAGAACAGGGUCCCUGUCCUUAUGCAGCCCAGUGAGAAGAAGACACAUGCAGCCAUUCAACAGUUAAGGCUGCUAAAACAUGAGAAGGCAAGGAAGAAGAAAUUGCAGGAUGAGAAGAAGAAGAAAGCAUAUGAGGCGGAGAAAGCAAAGUCUGAACUUCUAACGAAGAAGCGGCAGAGAGAGGAGAGGCGUGUGAGGUACCGAGAGGAAGAUAAGCAAAAGAAGCGAGCCCGCAGAUAACUGAAAAUAGUAAGAGACCUGCAGGCAUAAUGAGUCCCAGAAAUCUCCUGAGGCACAUCAUCCAGAGCAUAUGGUUGCUUCAAACUAGCUCAAGUUGCCGCCUCCAGAAAAAAGAGGCUCGGAUUGACAGCAGACGAGGUCUGAUGCCUCGGCAUAUCAAGCUGGAGAUGCAGAACAACUUGGUAUAAUCUGGGCCGGAUUCAACUAGUAGCGUCUUUUUUAUGUAGCUAACCAGUUUUGCUCCACCAUGCUGCUACGAAAAUUUUGUCAUCCAUGUAACUGAUGAUUUGUAGCUCCCAGGUGAAGUGGGAGUGAAUAUGUUAAAUUAUCAAUCUUAGGACAUAACAGUUGCCCAUUUUCAGGCCUAUUAUAAUUCUAGAGCUAGGGGACACUGAGUUGUCAGCAUUGGAUUUAUUGGUACUACUGUAUGACAAGGACGUGAUUUUGAUAAAUUUGGUUCCCGUUCUGCUCGCAA
Molecule: messenger RNA, 4120 nt
Organism: Oryza sativa Japonica Group (Japanese rice)
Lineage: Eukaryota; Viridiplantae; Streptophyta; Magnoliopsida; Poales; Poaceae
Biological process (GO): endonucleolytic cleavage of tricistronic rRNA transcript (SSU-rRNA, 5.8S rRNA, LSU-rRNA); ribosome biogenesis; maturation of SSU-rRNA from tricistronic rRNA transcript (SSU-rRNA, 5.8S rRNA, LSU-rRNA)
Cellular component (GO): nucleus; 90S preribosome
Molecular function (GO): U3 snoRNA binding; GTP binding; GTPase activity
Source: RefSeq, a predicted model, not a curated record